AUGAUGAUGUCCCUGAACAGCAAGCAGCCCUUCAGCAUCCCCCACGGCGGCGGCGGCGGCGGCGGCGGCGGCGGCGGCCUCCACGACACCAAGUACCCGGCGCUGCACACCGCCUCGCCCUGCCCCUCCGCCGCCGCCUCCCCCGGCGGCUCCGGCGGCUCCGGCGGCGGCGGCGGCUCCGGCGGCUCCGGCGGCUCCGGCGGCGGCUCCGGCGGCGGCCGCGGCUCCGGCGGCGGCUCCGGCGGCGGCGCGGAGGCGAUGCGGCGCGGCUGCCUGCCCGCCCCCCCGAGCAAUAUAUUCGGCGGUCUGGACGAGAGCCUGCUGGCCCGCGCCGAAGCCCUGGCAGCGGUGGACAUCGUCUCCCCGAGCAAGAGCCACCACCACCACCCGCCGCACCACAGCCCCUUCAAGCCGGACGCCACGUACCACACUAUGAACACCAUCCCCUGCACCUCGGCUGCCUCCUCCUCCUCGGUGCCCAUCUCCCAUCCGUCCGCCCUGUCGGGCACCCACCACCAUCACCACCACCACCACCACCACCACCACCAGCCCCACCAGGCGCUGGAGGGCGACCUGCUGGAGCACCUGACACCGGGGCUGGCGCUGGGGGCCAUGGCGGCCCCCGACGGCGCCGUGGUGUCCACACCGGGCCACGCUCCCCACAUGGCCGGCAUGACCCCCAUGCACCCGGCGGCACUGGGCAUGGCCCACGCCCACGGGCUGCCGGCCCACAUGGGCUGCGUGAGCGACGUGGACGCCGACCCCCGCGACCUGGAGGCCUUCGCCGAGCGCUUCAAGCAGCGCCGCAUCAAGCUGGGGGUGACCCAGGCCGACGUGGGCUCGGCUCUGGCCAACCUGAAGAUCCCCGGCGUGGGCUCGCUGAGCCAGAGCACCAUCUGCCGCUUCGAGUCGCUCACCCUCUCGCACAACAACAUGAUCGCCCUCAAGCCCAUCCUGCAGGCCUGGCUGGAGGAGGCCGAGAAGGCGCACCGCGAGAAGCUGGCCAAGCCCGAGCUCUUCGCCGGCGCCGAGAAGAAGCGCAAGCGCACCUCCAUCGCCGCCCCGGAGAAGCGCUCCCUCGAGGCCUACUUCGCCCUCCAGCCCCGGCCCUCCUCCGAGAAGAUCGCCGCCAUCGCCGAGAAGCUCGACCUCAAGAAAAACGUCGUCCGCGUCUGGUUCUGCAACCAGCGGCAGAAGCAGAAGCGCAUGAAGUACUCCGCUGGGAUUUAA
Molecule: messenger RNA, 1230 nt
Organism: Rhea pennata
Lineage: Eukaryota; Metazoa; Chordata; Aves; Rheiformes; Rheidae
Gene: POU4F2
Product: POU class 4 homeobox 2
Exons: 2
Coding region: 1-1230 (409 amino acids)
Biological process (GO): regulation of transcription by RNA polymerase II
Molecular function (GO): DNA-binding transcription factor activity, RNA polymerase II-specific; RNA polymerase II cis-regulatory region sequence-specific DNA binding
Source: RefSeq, a predicted model, not a curated record